GCGGUCUUAUCCCGAAACUCCAAGAACACAUAAUUUUUUUUCUUGGUGGUCUCUCCAAUGGCUUUCUCUGCGACUGUGUCUCAGCUUUCUUCUCUUUCAACCAUCUCCUCUUCAUUACCAAUUUCUUCUAGAAGACUCCCUCAUCGAUCUCUUCCUCAAUUCACAGUCAAAGCAGAAGCAGAGAAAGAGAAACAGAGCACACAGGGCAAGUCUGAUGGGGAAGCAUCACCAGCUGCAACCAAAACCCCUAAAACCCUCCCCAAGAAACCGGUUUACUCGAUGAAGAAGGGCCAAAUCGUUCGUGUGGAAAAAGAGAAGUACCUCAACAGCAUCAAUUACUUAUCAGUUGGACAUCCUCCUUUCUACAAAGGACUUGAUUACAUAUACGAAGAUCGCGGCGAGGUCUUGGACCUUCGUGUCUUUGAGACAGGAGAGUAUGCACUUGUUGGAUGGGUUGGUAUCCCCACCGCACCAGCUUGGCUCCCAACAGAUAUGCUCAUCAAGUGUGAGAAACUUGUUUACGAGCGAAUGUAGAGUCAAGAAGGUUCCAAGAAGAAUCCUUUGGAAUGCAACUGAUAUACCAAGGAUUGUGUUAAGCUGAGAUGAACGAUAACAAUGGCGCACCAUCAUGAUCAUGUGUUCAAGAGUUUGACAAAGUAUCAACGUUACAAUUAGUUACAAAAACUGUUGUGGAGUGUGGAAUAUGUCAUCAGACUCCUAUAAUAAGAAUGCAGCUUCAGUAAACGGAUGAUGGUAAUUUUAUCUCAUCGAUCUCCCAACAUAAACUCAUUUCUCACAGCUUCAUAAAAUUUCCUCUG
Messenger RNA from Arabidopsis thaliana (thale cress), 818 nucleotides. It is a transcript of the gene NdhO, whose product is annotated as NAD(P)H:plastoquinone dehydrogenase complex subunit O. Lineage: Eukaryota; Viridiplantae; Streptophyta; Magnoliopsida; Brassicales; Brassicaceae. The transcript has 6 exons. Gene Ontology annotation, cellular component: chloroplast thylakoid membrane; plasma membrane. Gene Ontology annotation, molecular function: oxidoreductase activity, acting on NAD(P)H, quinone or similar compound as acceptor. The coding region runs from base 58 to 534 and encodes 158 amino acids. The record is from RefSeq and is marked reviewed.